AUAGACUACACUCGCGAUGAAUCCGACGUGCUGUUCGUCCUUGUCUGUCCUCUGCCAUGCCCUCGCUCCUCUCCCUGCCCGUAGAGACAAUCGACCUCAUAGCGUUCUACGUCGCCUGUCCGACUCGAGACGGCCUUCCCAGCUCCCUGUUACCCUUCAUUCUCACCUGCCGCGCCAUUGGCAACUACCUCCAUGAAUCCCAUGCCGUUUAUCGCCAAAUAUUCAUCUACAAGUACAGUUACGGUGCUGUCAGUCGCCGUGCAUUCGAACUAACGUCGCGGGACUUGAAGCACCAGCUGUGCUGUUAUCGCAAGACGCUUCGGUUCAUUCUUGAGCGACGGGGACUGGAUGGGGAGCACGAGCUGAGGAGCACGUAUGACGUCGAUGUUUCCGACGUUCUCUGGAUCGUGUAUUUUAUGUGCCUCGACGACGACGGCUACAAUCUGCGGCAGCUAACCGCGGUAGGCGCGUACGAGUGGAUCCACGACUUCGUGACCCUGCGCCUAUAUGACGGAGCAAGCGAUAACGGCGGCUGGCCGCUCGACAACUAUGUGAAUGCAUUGGCAUUAUGGAUCUUCUGGAGACUUUCCACAAAAUUGUCGUUGCUUUCCGAAACAGACGAGAUGUCCGAACAUAUCAUUCAAUUGAUUCUACCUUUCGUUACGGUACCUUUUCGGUACGCCUCUGCCUUUGCACCGCCGAACCACUUUGUCCUACCCCUCCACUCCAAAGCCUAUAACUUUUCCAGCACAUCAUCUCGAGUCCCUUCUCGCACACGGGCUCAUUUCCUCUCUGUGACUACACCCCACGGCCCUUAUCCAGUGUACCUUUCUCCUUCUCGUGUCUGGUCACAGGUUCAUUUCUCACGGUGUAUCAGUUUAACGUGUCCCCUUGUCACUACCGCUGCUAAACUCCUCUUCUUCUCACGCAGGGAGCUGUAUCCAUUUGGCAUGAACUAUAGCCUUCCUAGGAACAGGUCUGAGGCUAUAGCCAGAGGCCUAGGCGGACAGAUUACCCCGACGCAGGAGGACAUCGAAGAGAUGAAUCUGCACCGUCUCGGCGGCCCUGACGGUAAGUAUGGGGGCACGAAGCUUCCGACGGUCGCUCCAGAUUCCUCGGAUGAGGUGCCAGACAUAAGCAAGGCCUACGAUUCGGAGUGGUACAGACUUCGGCUCUGCACGGAUGCGUGGGCUGAUGAUCUUGGUGACGAUGAUGAGACCUGGCGGCGAGCCAAGUUGGACAAACGGAUGAGAGUCAAGACUGCGGCCCAUGAGGUACGCGAGCUCAGAUUUCGUCAAGCCGAGAUGUACGUCUUGGGAUCCCUCACCGGUUUGUGGGCCGGUCGUAUGGCUAUACCUGGCGAACAUCAACUAUUGCAGCUCUUGAUCGCGAACCAAAAUAUCGCCCAACAACCUCAAAACGACAACCCGGUACCGUUGCCCCAGGGGUUUAGCGAGGAUUACCUCGGGCUCAUAAGCGCGCCUGUAUAUAUGCGCCUACGAGAGCACGUAUCUUAUGCGGGCGGAGACAUCAUUCCUAUUAAUGCAGAGGGACUUGUACCCUUGUGUUACGAGGACGCCGAGGAGGAAGAGGAUAACAUGGACGAGGACGACGCGGAGAGCCUUUAUGAUGUGGAAAUGGCUAGUGAGAGCGAGCUGGAGGACGACGAUAUACCCGUGGACGAGGAGCAAGACCGACCCGAGAUCGACGGGCAAUAUCUCCUUGACGAAUUUGAUCAAGGCAUGCGUAACGCUUAUUUCCCCGAAGGUGUCGCUUUCCAAGACACUGCUGACGGGAAUGGUAUACGGGUGACGGCUCGGGAGCAGGAAUACGUGUACGAAAAUUGGAAUGGAAGCGAGUCGAAGACGAAGACAAAAGGGAGGUUUCAUGACCGAGAGACAUGCAUGGGUUGUGCGAUGCGGGAGAAGCAGGCGAGGAAACGGCGGGAAGCGGGUGCUGAUGCGGCAGUAAACGAUGAGGAUGCGCCUCUGGAUAAUGUUCCUUUUCCGCCGUGCACCGGUGUACAGGAUGUGAUCAUUACGGGAAAGACUGACGAUAGGCAUGGUCAAGCGUGGAAUCAUUACACGUAUUAUGGCCGGGUCAGGCGUUGGGAUGGGAUGAUUGGCAUUCUUAGGGUCGCGCGCGACCGUCGUUUGGGGAACUUGUUCUUCUAUGGAUACAUUGUCGAUGGGAAGAAUUUUGUUGGGAAUUGGAGGAUAACGCAUGAAGACCCCGGUAUGCCAGCCUGGGAGGGUCCAUUCACGCUCUCGAAGGUGACGGAGAACAACGCUUGAUCAUGAUACUAACUGACUCUGCUUUUUUUGGUGAUAUCUUGGAAAAUGUAUGUACUCGCAUGUAUUUUGGACCGGACUGGAGGUUAUAUGGCAU
Desarmillaria tabescens is the source of this 2388-nucleotide messenger RNA. RefSeq lists its product as uncharacterized. NCBI's taxonomy places the organism in Eukaryota, Fungi, Basidiomycota, Agaricomycetes, Agaricales, Physalacriaceae. The transcript is spliced from 4 exons. Bases 57 to 2294 code for a protein of 745 amino acids. The record is from RefSeq and is a predicted model, not a curated record.